Ylistrum balloti is the source of this 1551-nucleotide messenger RNA. RefSeq names its product ETS-related transcription factor Elf-3-like. Lineage: Eukaryota; Metazoa; Mollusca; Bivalvia; Pectinida; Pectinidae. Bases 40 to 1551 code for a protein of 503 amino acids. The transcript has 8 exons. The record is from RefSeq and is a predicted model, not a curated record. Gene Ontology annotation, biological process: regulation of transcription by RNA polymerase II; cell differentiation. Gene Ontology annotation, molecular function: sequence-specific DNA binding; DNA-binding transcription factor activity, RNA polymerase II-specific. Gene Ontology annotation, cellular component: nucleus.
GAUUUCCGGCUCGAGCACGUGAAGCAGAUAAACAAUACGAUGCCUUCCGCCAGUCCAUCGCAAUACAUAUGCAGCCUUAUCGAGGAAAUGGACCACAAUGUUCUUCAACCACCAAUUCUGAUGGAGGAGUCACCAGAUCCCCCCAGCGACUGCCGACGCGGUGGCUACCAUCAGAAUACUCUGGACAUUGAGGAGAUUCUAUGUGAUUAUAACACUGAGUCGGAGUUGCCGAGACAAGGAAACUGUUAUCAAAACUCUACAGGAAGUAUGCCCUCUUUUCAUUCAUGGAACUAUUCUCAACUUCCUCAACGAAAUAUCAAUAUCACUAACUGUGCGCCGAAUACUAACAUACCAAGUGCACAGGCAAGUUAUGGGAACAUCGGAUAUGGACCGACUCUUGAUUCAUCUAAACAAGACACGAAUUGUUGUUUGAACUAUCAGAAUAAAAGUUUCCACUUUGACAGAGAACUCAGUGUUACAUCACAACUGUGUUCACAAUACGACCAGCGGCUACAGACAGGGGACCACAAAAUAGAACAGGAAGGCCAGUCUUGGAGCGGGAAAUCCCCUGAAAGUUGGAACGCAAAGCAUGUGCUGGAUUGGCUAUUUGAUGUAGCAGAGAAACAGCAGUUAGAUUGUUCGUUACUGCAUGCAGAAAACUUCAGAGGAGUAUCGGGAGCAGACCUGUGUAAAAUGGGAAUGGACGAGUUUCUACAAUUAGAGCCAAACUUUGGCGGACUUUUGUGUGAUCAAUUUAGAAAACUGCAGGAUGGAAUGGGUUACAAACAUCGUUUGGAUACCAGUACACCUAUGACAGACGGGACCGAUGAUUCCUGUUCUUCACCUCUCAGUCUUUCCUCCUCCCCUCCACACUUUCAAAUGGAAAACAUGUCCAGGAGUUACGACAGUUUACAAGAUUAUCAGUCGUGUAAUGAUCUCGGGAAGCUUGAAAGACAAGAAAACAUGUUUUACCCUCACCAGCAGCAGCCACAACAGCCGUACGCAUGCCCAAGGCUACCACUUCCUCAUCAUAUGCAGGCAAGGCAUUCAUUUCCCGGAGCAACUCCUUCUGUAUGUAACAUGAACGAACGCCAAUGUAUGUACCAACCAUAUUGUCCAACAACCCAAGGGGCCAACCAGUGCACUAUGCCUUGCGAGCUGACAUCAACGCCUAUUCCAAGACGGCGGCCAGGUAGACCAAGGAUCAAAAGCCUACCAACAGAUGAGGAAGCGCAGAAAGAGAAAAAAGCUAAGAAUCAACACCUGUGGGAAUUCAUCUAUGAGAUUCUGAUGAAUCCAUUAUAUAACCCUCAGUAUUUACGUUGGGAGAACCACAGGGAAGGCGUCUUUCGCUUCGUCCAAUCAGAGGCUGUGGCACAAUUGUGGGGCAGUUUGAAAAACAACGAAAACAUGACAUACGAAAAACUGAGCAGGGCAAUGAGACAUUACUACAAGAGAGGUAUCUUAGAGAGGGUAGAGGGACGAAGAUUGGUGUACAAAUUUACGAGUCUGGCUAUGGAACGUGUCCGAGAAAAGAAGUUAUCAUUAUAG